AUGACGCCGUCGUCGCCCCAUAUUUCACCGCUCGCGUGCAGCCACGAGCAAGCAGCGGCGACACGUGUUCUAACCAACCGGUCUCUCUUCCGUCACAUUAUGAACUUUAUCGACGGCGUCCCGGGCUCUGUCAUGUCGCUUGUGAUUGAUGCGCAACAAAAGAAUACAGACGUUCCAUGGUCAUCCGUCAAGGGCUCAUUGUCGCGCGCUGUAAUCCAACGCGGAGAUUUGGCCACGCUCAUCCAUUUGAAGACCUUAUCAACCACAAAGAGGUUUCAGUCGAGUCCUGAGCUCGCGUUUACUAUAGAGACAAUUCGCUGCGCGAUUGAGUUUGGACGUCUGGAGAUCUUAAAGUACUUGGUAGACACAGGCAUCCUACACGGGAACACGUCAGGAAGACGGACAGAGACUUUGAUUGACGGUGCUACACUCAUGGGCUGGGCUGUGCAGUACUCAGACGUGCUCGCCUCUACGCCAAAACUUGAUAUUAUUGAGUGGGUGGCAGAUAACUACUCGACGUCGGUAUUGAUGCAGGUCAAAGCAGAAGACCUAUGUCGAGCGAGUGCGUCCGUGUUGAUGUUUUUGCAAAGUAGAGAACUGGCCACGAGUGGUUUCGAAGAUCCGAGACUCGUGGACUUUGUUGCUGCUAUGGGAAAGAUAGAGGAGUUGAAAAUUUUGCUGGAUAGAGGGGAUGAAGAGACGGUAGUAGCGCGGUGUACGUCGAACGCGAUGGACGAAGCAGCUACGAACGGGCACUUGGCGAUCGUGCAGUAUUUGCAUUGCCAUAGGACCGAGGGAUGCACUGUAAAGGCCAUGGAUGGCGCUGCUCGAAAUGGACAUUUGGAAGUUGUGCAAUUCUUGCACACUCAGCGGACGGAAGGAUGUACCGUUGCUGCCAUGAACGGAGCUGCCCACAAUGGACACCUUGAUGUUGUGCAGUAUUUACACAGCCACCGGAGCGAAGGCUGCUCGGCCGCUGCUAUGGAUGGAGCUGCGGCUAGAGGAUUUUUAGACGUCGUGCGUUUUCUUCACGAAAGUCGCAACGAAGGAUGCACGACCAAAGCCAUGGAUGGAGCUGCACAAAGCGGGCACUUGGAGAUAGUCGAAUAUCUACAUACUAAGCGCAAAGAUGGCUGCACGACGGAUGCAAUGGAUGGUGCGGCACUCGUAGGAGGCUUGCCGAUUGUCACUUUCUUGCAUGAAAAUCGAAAAGAGGGAUGCACAACAAGAGCAAUCGACGGUGCAGCUUGGCGAGGUCACCUUGACGUUGUUAAAUUUCUGGUGGCAAAGCGCUCAGAGGGAUGCACUUUCAAAGCUAUUGACUAUGCCUGUCAAAACGGCUAUCUAGAGAUUGUGCGGGUCUUACAUGAACAGGGACGUGCGCUGUGCUCGACCGCGGCAAUGGACACUGCUGCAAGUGGUGGACAUGCAGAAAUUGUACAGUAUUUGCACGAAAAUCGAGUAGAGGGCUGUACAAAGGAUGCCAUGACAAAUGCAGCGAUCAAUGGGCAUUCAAAAGUAGUUCUCUUUCUUUGCAAGCACAGACACGAGGGUCCGCAUGAAUUUGCUCUUGAGCGCGCUGCUGGACUCGGUAACUUCGAGUGUGUGGAUGCCUUGAUGCGCUAUACAAUUCGUGGCUGUCUUUUUGAGGCGCGCUCGGCCGCUAUACAGGCUGGUCACACACAUGUGGCCGAACUGCUGUCAUCCUGGAUAAAUCCAGACGUUCGGACGUGCUCGUCGAUGCGCUAUCACGUGCUGCCUGGUCCAAGGUGGUGUCAAAGGCACACGCAACGCAAUUCUGAAGGAGGAGUAUAUCCAUCGGAGGCUGUCAAAGCGUCACAAAUCGAGCGAUAUUCGAAUGAGCUGAAAGUCUCUGGAUGGUGGCGGUGGUUUCGGAAGAUAUGA
Hyaloperonospora brassicae is the source of this 1905-nucleotide messenger RNA. Lineage: Eukaryota; Oomycota; Peronosporomycetes; Peronosporales; Peronosporaceae. The record is from the annotation of a GenBank genome assembly.